Molecule: messenger RNA, 1650 nt
Organism: Pyricularia oryzae 70-15
Lineage: Eukaryota; Fungi; Ascomycota; Sordariomycetes; Magnaporthales; Pyriculariaceae
Exons: 1
Coding region: 1-1650 (549 amino acids)
Source: RefSeq, a predicted model, not a curated record
AUGACGAUACCCAGCAUUCGUCGACUGGCCGCCGCGGCAGUAGCAGCCAUCCCUGCAGACUGUCGAUUUCUGACCAGCAGGGCGUCUCCAGUGGACAACGCCGACACACAACAGUUCACACAAGCAUGCCAAAACUUGGCCAAGGAGCUCCAGAUACCAAACAGCACAUUCGUGUCGGCCGACUUUGUGCCCGCCAACACGACGCUGCAGUUCCCCAACGUCGACCCCGCCUGCAACAGGCCGACGCAGCUCGUGUCGGUGCCGCUCUGCCGCGUCCAGUCCAACAUCACCACCUCGACCACUUCCGGUCUCCACUUUGAGGCCUGGCUGCCGCAGAACUGGACGGGGCGGUUCUUGAGCACCGGCAACGGUGGGCUUGGGGGCUGCGUCCAGUACGACGACGUCGAGUGGGCGGCCUCGCUGGGUUUUGCUACAGUGGCAACAAACAAUGGCCACGACGGCAUGAGCGGGAAGCCGUUUUUCCAAAAGCCCGAGAUCGUUGAGGAUUUUGCCUUUCGCGCCAUUCGAACCGGCGUCGUGGUGGGCAAGAAUGUGUCUCAGGCGUUUUACGGCAAGCCGUACAGCAAAAGCUAUUACCUGGGGUGCUCCACCGGCGGCAGGCAGGGCAUGAAGAUGGUGCAGGACUACCCGGACCUGUUUGACGGCGUGUCGGCGGGUGCGCCGGCGCUCAACUUCAACAACCUCAACACGUGGAGCGGUCAUUUCCUCCCGGUCACGGGCUCCAACACGAGCGACACCUUUGUCAGCCAGGAUCUGUGGAACGUCGUACACCAGGACAUGCUGAGCCAGUGCGACGCGCUCGACGGCCUGGCGGACGGCAUCCUCGAGGCGCCGGACCUGUGCCGCUACAAAGCCGACGGCCUACUCUGCGGCAACGGCACCGCGCAGCCCGGGUCCUGCCUGACCGCCAAGCAGGUCAACACGGUCAACACCAUCUUCAGCGACAUGCUGGCGCCCAACGGCACGGUCCUGUACCCGCGCAUGCAGCCGGGCAGCGAGGCGACCGGGGCCUUUGACACGUACUACAACGGCCAGGCCAGCGACAAGUCGGACUGGAUAAAAUUUGUGGUCAUGGCGGACCCGGACUUUGACCUGGCCAAGUUCACGCCCGACCUGUGGGCCAGGAGCGACGAGCUGAACCCCGCCAACAUCGCGACGCUCGAGGCCGACAUCUCGGCGUUCCGCGACCGCGGCGGCAAGCUGCUGCACUACCACGGCACCAUGGACCCCGUCAUCAGCAGCGACAUGUCGCCGCGGUACUACGAGUCGGUGCGCGCCGCGCUGCGCCUGGAGCCGGCCGACAUGGACGCCUUUUAUCGCUACUUUCGCAUCUCGGGCAUGGGCCACUGCAGCGGCGGGCCCGGCGCCCACUUCAUCGGCAACCAGCGCAAGCAGCUGGCCUUUCUGGACAAGCCCGACGAGAGCGUGCUGAUGAGCCUGGUGCGGUGGGUGGAGCAGGGCCAGGCUCCGGACUUUGUGGCGGGGACGGCGUUUGUGGGCGAUAAGCAGGGUGGGCAGGUUGCCUUUUCGCGGAAGCACUGCAGGUGGCCGCUGAUGAACAAGUUUAUGGGUGGGGACUCCAACAGCGCCGAUUCGUGGUCGUGUGUAUCUUACAAUGCUACUACUUAA